AUGUGUGCGUUAUUUGGGAGUAGUGGCCUUUGCGGAAGCUGUGGCCAGACGAUCCCAGCCUCGGAGUUCGUCAUGAGGUCAGGUUGUGGAGGGGUGUACCAUUUAAAAUGCUUUGCCUGCUCCAAGUGCGGUUCUCCCCUGGUGACUGGGGAUCGGUAUGCUCUGGUGAAUGGGAGCCUUUUGUGCGAGCAAGAUUCGCUGAAAGUGCGGGGAAGCCCUGGAGCCUCUGGUCCUGGCGGCACUGGGGCAACCAGGAAAGGCAAGGUCGGCCGACCAAGGAGAUCCCGAGAUUGAACCAGCCUCUUAAUCCUUUUUGCUCACCGCUCAUCGCAUGUGUUAUGUGAGUUCCUGUUCUC
This is a messenger RNA of Darwinula stevensoni, 356 nucleotides long. Lineage: Eukaryota; Metazoa; Arthropoda; Ostracoda; Podocopida; Darwinulidae. The record is from the annotation of a GenBank genome assembly.